This is a messenger RNA of Stomoxys calcitrans (stable fly), 3474 nucleotides long. RefSeq names its product optomotor-blind protein (gene bi). Bases 121 to 2688 code for a protein of 855 amino acids. Gene Ontology annotation, molecular function: RNA polymerase II cis-regulatory region sequence-specific DNA binding; DNA-binding transcription factor activity, RNA polymerase II-specific. The transcript is spliced from 7 exons. The record is from RefSeq and is a predicted model, not a curated record. Lineage: Eukaryota; Metazoa; Arthropoda; Insecta; Diptera; Muscidae. Gene Ontology annotation, biological process: regulation of transcription by RNA polymerase II; cell fate specification; positive regulation of DNA-templated transcription. Gene Ontology annotation, cellular component: nucleus.
AACAAAAUAAAAGCCCCGUCUAAAAAUCACCAUUCUAACAUCUGGACAGCAUCGUCGUAGUAGCAGGCGUGUGUCAUUGUGUUUUUUCAUUCAUAGUUCUUGCCCCACGAAUGUAAUGUAAUGAGAUACGACGUCCAGGAGUUACUUCAUCAGUCAGCUGAAGAUCCAUUCGCCAGGUUCGCAAAUGGUAUGGCAUAUCACCCAUUUCUGCAACUGUCUCGACCCACUGACUUCAGCGUUUCCUCGCUGUUGACGGCGGGACACCAAGCGACAACGCAGGCAGUCGAUUCCAGCGGCAACAACUCCACGUUGCCCGCCGCCGUCUCGCCACCACACCGCCAUCUGUCACAGGGUCCCAUCUCGAAUCAUCAACAGCAGACGACACAUCAGCAGCUUGCCGGCAUUGGAGGUGGUCAAUCGUCGCCUGUAGGUGGCCAGCAGCCGCCCCAGCUAUCGCCCGGUCCAGAAUCCUCGAACAACAACAACGAAUCCUCCAGCUGUACGAGCCGCAAUCCUGGCCUGCUCUCCUCCAACGAUAGCACAAACAGUAGCGAGGCCACCAAUCGACCACGCAGCAAUAACAAUUUGCCGUCGGCUCUGCUAACGGCCUCACAUUCGGCAGCUGCUGCAGCGGCUGCGGCUGCCGCCGCCUCACACGCUCUACCACCGCACUCAUCUCCUCAAGCUCAAGCGCCACCUCCGUCACAUCCUCAUCACUCUCCAGUACCUGGUCACUUAGGAGCUCAUCUGCCUCAACAGCCUCCGUAUUUCCCAGCAGCUGCACUGGCUGCCCUAGCUGGUAGUCCGGCCGGUCCCCAUCCGGGUCUGUAUCCAGGACCUUUACGAUUUCCACCGCAUCAUCCUCACCACCAUCAUCAUCCUUUGGGGACAGCGUAUACGACAGCCGAAGACGUGGUUCUAGCCUCAGCGGUAGCCCAUCAAUUGCAUCCGGCCAUGCGUCCGCUGCGUGCUCUACAGCCCGAGGAGGAUGGUGUCGUCGAUGAUCCCAAAGUAACACUGGAGGGCAAAGAGCUGUGGGAGAAAUUCCAUAAACUUGGCACAGAAAUGGUCAUAACGAAAAGUGGGAGACAAAUGUUUCCCCAAAUGAAAUUUCGAGUCUCCGGACUAGAUGCCAAGGCGAAAUAUAUACUCCUGCUUGAUAUAGUGGCGGCCGACGACUAUCGCUAUAAAUUCCACAAUAGCCGUUGGAUGAUUGCCGGCAAAGCUGAUCCCGAAAUGCCCAAACGCAUGUACAUCCAUCCAGAUUCGCCCACCACCGGCGAACAGUGGAUGCAAAAAGUUGUCUCAUUUCACAAACUAAAGCUGACCAACAACAUUAGUGAUAAACAUGGAUUUGUAAGUACUACGAUACUCAACUCCAUGCACAAGUACCAACCCCGGUUUCAUUUGGUGCGAGCCAACGACAUCAUAAAACUACCAUACUCCACGUUCAGGACGUAUGUUUUCAAGGAGACGGAAUUCAUAGCUGUGACUGCAUAUCAAAAUGAAAAGAUAACCCAGUUGAAAAUCGACAACAAUCCUUUCGCCAAAGGUUUUCGCGAUACCGGCGCUGGAAAAAGGGAAAAGAAUUGUUACAGGCAAGCGUUACUCUCGAAUCGCGGGUCCGAUUCGGAUAAGCUAAACCCCACACAUGUCAGCAGUUCGAGAGCUCCUUUGCAUUUGGGCCAUACGGGCAGGCCGCCCCAUCAUUUACACUCGCACCCCUCCAUGCAUGACAAUCAACAGGAUGAUGAGGAUAAAUUAUUGGAUGUGGUGGGGCCGCCACAGAGCCCUUUGCUGCCUUUAAGUCAUUCGUUGCAGCAAAUGCAUGCCCAUCAACAUUCGGCCCUUGCAGCUUGGUUCAACCACUUGGCCGGGGCCAGCGAUCAUGGCAGCGAUGAUGCUUUGCGGCGGCGCCUACAAUCGGACGAAGUGGAACGAGAUGGCAGUGAUUCCAGUUGCUCGGAAAGUGUGGGUGGCAGUACGGGUGGUGCGUUUAGGCCCACUUCAUCGGGCAGUCCCAAGGAGGGAGCCGCUGGCCUAAAUGCUUCGGGUUCGUAUCCCUCGCCCAAUAUUUCAGUGGGUCCACCCAUACAUCCAUCGCCACACCUGUUGCCUUACCUAUAUCCACAUGGCCUGUACCCGCCACACCAUUUGGGUUUGUUGCACAAUCCCGCCGCGGCAGGCCUCAAUCCAGGUCUGCUAUUCAAUGCUCAACUUGCUUUAGCCGCUCAGCAUCCCGCCUUAUUUGGACAUUACUCAGGACACACACCAGCCUCACCGUUGCAUGGUCUUAAGGGUCAUCGAUUUUCGCCCUACACCCUGCCGGGCAGUUUAGGCUCGGCCUUUGAUGCAGUCACACCGGGCUCCAAUGCGAAUCGUUCCGGCUCCGAGUGCCCCGGCAUGAGUAGUGGCACGGGCAGUGUCGACAAUGGGCCUCGCAGCCUUAGCUCUAGUCCAAGACCUCGUGCCUCAUCGCAUUCGCCACCGACGCGGCCAAUAUCCAUGUCACCCACCACGCCGCCCUCGCUGCUGAAGCGAACCACCAACUCACCGUCAGAGCUCAAAAGUAUCGAGAACAUGGUCAAUGGGCUAGAAGUGCAACACAAUGGCAGUGCCUGCAGCACCAGUGGUGGCUCCAUGGAUGAUCUGCAUAGGAAAUCGCCAGGCCUGCAUGCGGAUCAGUGACAAUUGUAUGACCGGGACGACAACGAUCGCUCAUCUGUCAUAGAUCUCGAUGACGUGUGACAAGUUAGCUAUUCGUUGCAUUUGCAGCCCGUUAUAAAUGCCUGGCGCCAGAUCAAUGGAACUGAUAAAGCACUACAACACCAAUCACCCAUUCAUUCUCCAGCACCAGCAACAUUCUGUUGAUCACCCAAAACAAAAAAAGCGGAUAUAACUUCAAUGCUAUCGAGCAACCGAGUGAAUGAAUGAAGGCGAUGGACGACGAACACGUAUGUAAGAUGGCACCCAUGAAUGUAUCGAUGUAAGUCCCUAGCCCAAAAUACUUCCAGUGUUGUCCUUGUAGUGUGAAAUCGACAAAAAAUUACCCCAAAACACCCCUCUUUUAUAUUUUCUAACUCUAUAUAUCUCCUUUAUUCCCAAUCGAUCUCCCUCUCUCUUUAUUUGUCCCUUUCGUUUUACAAACUUCUUUCGAUUAAUUUAAACCAAAGACCGUAUCUUACUUUUAUGUUCUCCUCUCCUCCCCUUAUUGUUCAUGUUUUUUUUUUCUUAUUUUUAAAAAAACAAAUUAUCAUUAUAAGUAAUGUGUAUGUAUAUGUAUGUAGAGCUUACCACUUACAACCAAUCCAAGACCAUUCCAAGCAGACCCUAUAACUACCACCCAAAUCCCGAUUCCCAAGCUAGGACAAAUGCUCCUAGAAAGAAACUACAACAACAGCAACCUAGCUUCGUACUUUGUACAAUAUGUAAAUUUAUGCUUAAGUUCUGUCCUCAAGCAGCACUCUCUAGUAU